UCCAAUUCAAAUUCUCUGUCGUGAUGUCGAAGACCUGCUCGUGCUGUCUUUCCUCACAACCGAGCGCUCUCGGCGAGGCUUGCGUCUUUGGCGUUUUCAAGGCGCAAUCCCCAGACUUUGGUGGAUCGUGGAGAGCUCCUUCGUCUUCCGAUGUCACACCGUGCCAUCCGACGCGCUGGACGACACAGCAAGGAACUCAAGACGACGAGCCAGCUACCAGGAGACCGAGUCGCGUGAUGAGUCCAGUCCAAUGCGCUGGCACUGCGAGUUCGGAGAGCAGAGGGAUUUGCAAUGGUCGAGACUGGUCGGUGUGUCUCGAGUAAAGUCGAUAUGCGCUCUUCGACUUCUGGUUCACCGUUGUUUGAAGCCGGUCCGUGAUUGCGGUAGCGAUGCCACCGUCGUACUGCAGGUUGAAUCCUUGCGCCUUCGCUUUGUAUCGUUGCUGGGAUUCGAG
Molecule: messenger RNA, 454 nt
Organism: Zymoseptoria tritici IPO323
Lineage: Eukaryota; Fungi; Ascomycota; Dothideomycetes; Mycosphaerellales; Mycosphaerellaceae
Exons: 1
Coding region: 24-323 (99 amino acids)
Source: RefSeq, a predicted model, not a curated record